Molecule: messenger RNA, 608 nt
Organism: Fonticula alba
Lineage: Eukaryota; Rotosphaerida; Fonticulaceae
Product: peptidylprolyl isomerase
Exons: 5
Coding region: 52-570 (172 amino acids)
Biological process (GO): protein folding; protein peptidyl-prolyl isomerization
Cellular component (GO): catalytic step 2 spliceosome
Molecular function (GO): peptidyl-prolyl cis-trans isomerase activity
Source: RefSeq, a predicted model, not a curated record
CCUCCCCCCUCUCGCCCUCCACCUUCGCCUCGCUGUAUCGUUACCGCCAUCAUGAGCGUUACCCUACAUACCACUCUGGGAGACAUCAAGAUCGAGGUGUUCUGCGAGUCAGUUCCCCGGACGGCAGAGAACUUCCUCGCGCUUUGUGCCUCCGGCUACUACGACGGAUGCACCUUCCACCGCAAUAUCCCCGGGUUUUUGACCCAGGCUGGCGAUCCAACCGGCACCGGCAAGGGCGGCUCCAGUGCCACCGGUCUGCCUAUUCCGCUGGAGAUCCGUGCCGCUUUGCGGCACCACGCCCGCGGCGUCGUGUCCAUGGCGCACAGGGGGGCCAAGAAGAAGGCCGCUCCUGGCGAUCCGGCCGCCGAGGCUGGCGCACACUCGCAAUUCUUCAUCACCUAUGCCCCCCAGCCGAACCUGGACAACAACCACACGGUCUUCGGGAAAGUCAUCUCCGGCCUGGAGACCCUCGAGGACUUGGAGCGUGUUCCCGUCGAUGAAAAGCAGCGCCCACUCAGCCCGGUCACCAUUAAGAACGUCACCAUCCAUGCGAAUCCCAUGGCCCAUUGAGGUCCAUGAGUAGGACCCAAUAUAUGCAUUUAAAUCCC